ACUGACUCGCGAGGAAGCGAUGGGGCCUGCGACCGGACAGGGCGACUCUACCUUUAUCACUACAACGAGGAGCAGCCUUACAUCCCGCUGACCGAAAUCCAGAGGAUUGAUACUGCCGCCAUCCUAGACAUCAAAUGGUGCCACAUUCCUGUUGCAGAACAUCCCAUGGUUGGCAUUGCAAACUCGACAGGCGCCGUGGAGUUUUGCCACCUGACUGGAAGCGAGAAGAACAGCUGCAUGUUGGAGCCGUGCUUCAGGGUCGAUCUCGGUCCGCAGCGUCUGGCCUUGUCGUUAGACUGGUCCACAAGACGAGAGCAAUGUGGAUGUCCUUUGAGAGUGAUCAGCAGCGAUUCAGAGGGGAAGCUGAAUCUUUUCUCCAUAGAUGAAUCUGCUCCGUCUGUGCAUGUCCUGAACCAGUGGGAAGCUCAUCAGUUCGAGGCCUGGAUUGCUGCUUUUAAUUACUGGGACACCGAUAUUGUGUACUCAGGAGGAGACGACAGCCUGCUGAAGGGCUGGGACACCCGCUGCAGCCCAGAGACUCCUGUCUUCACCAGCCGGAGACACUCGAUGGGUGUGUGCAGCAUUCAGUGCAGUCCCCACCGGGAGAAUCUUCUGGCUACUGGCAGCUACGACGAGCACGUGCUGUUGUGGGACACCAGGAACAUGAAGCAGCCGCUGGCAGACACCCACGUUGAAGGUGGAGUUUGGAGGCUGAAGUGGCACCCGACCUGCGAUUUUGUGCUGUUGGCAGCCUGCAUGCAGAGCGGAUUCAAAAUCCUCGACUGCCGCGGAAGCCUGGCGGAAAACAUGGAGGAAUGUAUCAUCUUGUCAUCCUAUGUCCUGCACAAUUCCUUGGCCUAUGGGGCUGACUGGUCGAGGCUGUGUCCGAGGGAUUCCUUGGCUGCAACACAGGACUCUGCUGCUGCUGCCUGCCAGGCUUCGGAGGAACUCGUGGGAAGAUCAGAGGAAGGAGACGAGAGACUGAAUUUGCAGGUCCAAAACCUGAAGAUAAUUUAUGAGUCUCCUACAGCCACUUUUGAUGUGAUAUUGGAUGAGGAGAGUGAAGGCCCUGCCUUGCCACUCAAAGCAGAGGGGGGUGCAAAGCCCUCUGGGGAUGCUGACCUGGUUAGGGGCCCUCAUUUGAAGGGGAGUUUAGAUUUGGCUGGGGGUGCUGACGCCGGGGGAGAUCCCGAGGCAGCCAGCCCUUCUCACUCGGGAGCAAACAGACCCAACGGAACGGGCCUUGACAGAAGCGGCGAUUCGGCCAGGUCUCUAGACAGCCCGAAAGAAACGAGCAUUGUAGCAACUUGUUCGUUCUACGACAACAUCCUCCAUGUCUGGAAGUGGGAGAUGAGCCUGGUGACCCCUCUAGAGACACCAAGCACUAGAUUUCCCUCUGAAAGAACAGCUGAAAGUUUGCAUUGA
This is a messenger RNA of Apaloderma vittatum (bar-tailed trogon), 1425 nucleotides long. RefSeq names its product diphthamide biosynthesis 7 (gene DPH7). Gene Ontology annotation, molecular function: protein binding. The record is from RefSeq and is a predicted model, not a curated record. The annotation marks the transcript as partial. The transcript has 8 exons. NCBI's taxonomy places the organism in Eukaryota, Metazoa, Chordata, Aves, Trogoniformes, Trogonidae.